UGGAAACAGCUGUUGCCAAACAAAUGACAUCAAAGAAAAAUUAAAAAACUUUAAAUUGUUAAAAUUCAAUUUAAAGAAUGUCCACGCCAAGAGAAUUGUCAUCGCCCCCGAUGACGGAGCAAUUGGACAAUGAAGAAGUGCGAGAGAUAUUGAAAAACACCACCGACUUACGCCAAUAUUCUCGACAGAUAGAAAAGGAAUUCAAGGAGGUGGAAAAUAAAUCCAUUGAGGACUACAUAGCUGAGUCGCAGAACAUUGCCAAUCUGCAUAAUCAGAUCAAUGAUUGCGAUGAUGUGUUGGAGCGUAUGGAAAAUAUGCUAAUGAGCUUUCAGAGUGUCUUAAACAAUAUUAGCACCGAGAUCACACAAUUGCAGCGCAAAUCGGUGUCCAUGUCGCUGCAGUUGACCAAUCGUCAGUCUGUGAAGGCUCAGCUAUCGCAAUUCAUUGAGGAUAUGGCCGUAUCCGAGGAGAUGAUUAAUAUAAUUAUGGAGACACCUGUAACAGAACGUGAUUUUAGUAAUCAACUAAAUGUUCUCAAUCACAAGCUGUCGCUGGUCAAAGAGCUAAGCUUCAAAGAGUCAAAAUCCACGAAUGAUGUUAGCGAUGUCCUACACAAACUGCGCCUUAAAGCCAUGGCCAAAAUACGCAGCUAUUUGCUUGAACAAAUCUACAAGUUUCGCAAGCCAAUGACUAACUAUCAGAUACCGCAGAAUGCCAUGCUGAAGCAUAAGUUUUUCUUUGAAUUCAUCUUGUCGAAUGAACGACAAGUGGCUCAAGAGAUAUGCAGUGAAUAUAUCGAUACUAUGAGCAAAAUCUACUAUAGUUAUUUUAAGAGUUACUCCACCCGCUUGACCAGUCUUAAAUUUGAAGAAUCUUGCACCAAAGAUGAUCUCAUGGGCAUUGAAGAUAAUGCCUCGAAGGGUUUAUUUGCAAAGACGACAAGUUUAAAGCACAAGAGCACAAUAUUUACUAUAGGCAAGAGGGGCGAUAUACUUAAUCAACAAUUGGAGGCACCCAUUAUAGUGCCCCAUGCCCAGCUUAAGAAUCGUUAUACGGUUGAAGCUCUGUUUCGUUCCGAACAAUAUGCUCUGGUCGACAAUGCAUGUCGUGAAUAUUUAUUUGUAACCGAAUUCUUUAUGGUACGUGGAACUCAGGCUCAGGAUUUGUUUAAUCAAAUUAUGGGUAAAACUUUGACUCUAAUGAUUAAAAAUCUGGAGACAUCAAUUCACGAUUGUUAUGAUACUAUAGCCAUGUUCCUGUGCAUACAUUUGAUAUUUCGCUAUCAACUUAUGUGCCACAAACGUUGUGUGCCAGCUUUGGAUAAGUAUUGGGACUCUUUGCAGUCGGUGAUUUGGCCACGUUUGGAGCAUGUUUUCCGCUUGAAUAUACAAAGUAUACACGAUUGUGACCCAACCAAGUUUAACAAGGAGAUGGGACCACAUUAUAUAACUCGACGUUAUGCGGAAUUCAGUGCCGCAAUCGUUGGUAUCUCAGAGCAUUUUCCCAAUGAAUUGGUCAGUCGUCUGCUCUUGGAAUUGCAAAAUGAAGUUGAAUGUUUUAUUUUACGCAUGGCGGCCAUUUUUCCCACACGCAAGGAUCAAUUAAUCUAUUUGAUUAACAAUUAUGAUCUCGUUUUGGGUGUCCUCAUGGAGCAUACACGUGAUAAUUCCAAAGAGGCAGAAGCAUUCCGUGAACAGGUCAAUGCACGCAGCGCCGAUUAUGUGGAGGAGAUAUUGGCUCCACAUUUUGGAGGCAUCAUACAAUUCGUUAAGGAAUGCGAACAUUUCCUUGAGAAGGAACAGAUGGAUGAAUUGCGUAAACAGGAACGUCGUAGCUUAGCCUUGGUGGCCAGUUUCUCGGCGAAUUGGAAAAAAUCACUGGAGGAAUUAAACCGUGAGGUUCUCUUAUCAUUCCCAUCGCUGUUGACGGGUUCUCAGCUGCUGCAAUUGGCUUUAGCCAGCCUAGUGCAAUACUAUCAUCGCUUCCACAAACUCCUGACACCAAAUGCACGCGCCCAAUUGACCAAUAUCCAUGUGGUCAUGGUGGAAAUUAAAAAAUAUAAAAGUAAUUAUUGAAACAUGUUCACACGACGCAUUUUUAAUCGAUAAAAUAAAAUUUCCAAAAAAUUAUUAUAUUCCUAA
Molecule: messenger RNA, 2141 nt
Organism: Drosophila willistoni
Lineage: Eukaryota; Metazoa; Arthropoda; Insecta; Diptera; Drosophilidae
Gene: Vps52
Product: vacuolar protein sorting-associated protein 52 homolog
Exons: 7
Coding region: 78-2075 (665 amino acids)
Biological process (GO): retrograde transport, endosome to Golgi; endocytic recycling; lysosomal transport
Cellular component (GO): GARP complex
Molecular function (GO): syntaxin binding
Source: RefSeq, a predicted model, not a curated record